AUGGUGGGAUACCAUCUUAAUAACAAGUGUUUAUGUAAAAUAACUUCUUUAUACAAUAAUACCAACCAUCACCGCAUCAUAGUUAUCUAAAUGGAGUAGGAAAUUUCAAGAUACCUUAUUCAUAAACUGAUAAGUAAACAAGGGAUAAUUCACCUGUAAUAAUCAAUGAACUUAUUAGAUAGACUUAAAUGCCAAUUAGUUCGUAACAAUCUCAAGAUGUAAACUCAUCAGACAACUUAGAGAUAAAAGAAUAUUGCAACUUCAAUCAGAGAAAUGAAGAAUAAAUCAAUGUCUGAGAUUGAUUAUUACAACCAGAUAAAAGGUACAGUGAAUUAAAAUAUUAAGAACAGUGAUUUAAGCAGUAGUAUGGCAUAAGUCUUAAACAUUCAUAACAAUUCUGCAUAAACUGGCAAUUUAAAUGUAAAACAGUAGCAUAAAUAAGUAAAAAAGCAGAUGAUAGCUCUAAAUUAAAGUUAACCAUAUAUAGCUCCAUUUGUUGAUAAAUCCAAAAAUAUCUCUGAUUAUAGCAAUCUUAGGUAGUAGGCUCCAAGUGCUGCUACUACAGUAGUAGAUUAUUAAUCAUUUGAUGUUGUCAAUAAAACUGACCAUAAAAGAAGUUAAUCAACUAGCUAAUACUACAAAGAAGAUUAAAAUAGUGUUGAGUACAACGAAUCUCAUAUGAAUCCAAAUGAUAGUCUUAAGAGUUUCUUAUAAAUUGGCUAAAACUCAUCAUAGGUACUAGGCUAAAACUUCAGUAUUGAAAUGGGUAAAGCUAAACCAAAGAUUUUGAAAAAUCUAAAUGCUCUGUAUCAAGUAUUCAUACCAAAUAAAAAAUAAUCUGCUUCUUCCAUAAGGAAAAGUGAAAUUAAGCAUGCUAAAAAUAGAUCAAUGGAUAUCACUAAUCCCUAAUAUUACAUAACAUUCAACAAGGAUUCAAACAAUGGGAACCAAAAUUUUAUAAAUUAAUCAGCUGUUAUAAAUAAUAUCAAUAAAGAAAUUGAAGGCAAUCUUAAUAAUAAUUAGAACAAUUAAGGAAAAAUAAUUGGAGGCAAAUCUAGAUAAAUACCAAUGAUAAAUUAAUCUAACUCAGUGAAUAACUCUAACAAAUUAAUUAGCUAAUUUGAUACAUAAGUAGGUAAUUUCCCUUUAUCAUGUAAUGAAGCAAUGUCUUCACCCUAAAAAACAAAUAUAAACCAAUAAAGUUAGAUUAAUCUCAACGAUUAUCCACUAUAUACUAACAAUAUUUCUUAAUUCAACUAAAGAACAUUGAAAAGAAAUAAAAGCAGAGAAAAUCAUAUGACUUCUGUAAGUUAGUAUCAAACAAAAGAUAAUUGGUAAUAGUAGCAAUAGCAUCUAAGCCAAGUAUUUUGGUAAUCCUCAUCUUAGUAACAAAGUUAAUCCAACAUUAUUCAAUCUACUAAUAGUACCUCGAAUAUCUCAUAUAGUUAGUAUAACAAUCAGUCACCUCAAAUAAUUCCACCUAAAAAAUAAUCAAGAUUUCUUGACAACUAAACUCAUCUCCCUGAAAUAACUCAAAAUAUAUAGUUUAACACUAACAUGUCUUAAGAAUAUUUGGCUCUUCCAACUGAGAAUAAUUAUGGUUUGUUAAACAAUGGUACUUAGCAGAUAGUAAAUAAUAGCAACUUAAAUGGAUAGAACAAUAAUUAUGCUACAACAUUUGGCAGUAGUCAUAAGAAGGUAAAUAGCAUUAAUAAUGAAAGCCUAACCCCUUAUGAAAAUGAUAAUAAAAUUUAAUCAACAGCAACCUUUUCUUAAUUACUCUAUUCAGAGAAGCUAUUAAAUGAAAAGGGCUCUAUAGUUCAAGAUACUCCCAGGAUUGGAUCAGACUCUUUAUAGCUAGAGUAAUUAUUAAAAUAAAGAUCUCUACAGUCAAAUCAAAGCCUAAAUGCGAUCUGA
Stylonychia lemnae is the source of this 1917-nucleotide messenger RNA. The record is from the annotation of a GenBank genome assembly. NCBI's taxonomy places the organism in Eukaryota, Ciliophora, Spirotrichea, Sporadotrichida, Oxytrichidae.